Molecule: messenger RNA, 8305 nt
Organism: Cylas formicarius (sweet potato weevil)
Lineage: Eukaryota; Metazoa; Arthropoda; Insecta; Coleoptera; Brentidae
Exons: 31
Coding region: 262-5475 (1737 amino acids)
Molecular function (GO): protein binding
Source: RefSeq, a predicted model, not a curated record
UUUUCAGUUCGCGAGAGUAUCAACGGUCGGGUUAAUUUACGUCGACGGCACGCGAGUUAAUUCGCGACUAUUAUUAAUAAACACUAAUAAAACUGUCGCCGAGCGUGAACUGAGAAAAAGUCAACGAUAAUGCAUCGCGUAUGGAGGAUGGCGCUUCAUGCAGAUCUACAAGACACGGACCUAUGCAAGGAAAUACGAUUUUUAGCUGCCGCCGCGAACGAUCCAAGACAAAUGUUGGAUUAAGGGCUCGAUGUCGUCGUCAUGGUGUUAAACACCGAGUGGGCCCAAGUUGAAAUAAUUGAUUUGAUCAACGACGGUUCUGGUUUGGCGUUCGGUAUCAUCGGCGGUAGAAGCACCGGCGUGGUUGUUAAAACCAUUUUACCUGGAGGGGUGGCCGACAGGGACGGACGGUUACAAAGUGGCGAUCAUAUCCUUCAGAUUGGUGACGUAAAUUUGCGGGGGCUCGGAUCCGAACAAGUCGCUUCGGUGCUCCGACAGUGUGGGGUACACGUGCGGAUGGUGGUGGCUAGGCCAGUUGAAUCCACGUCUCCGGAUUUUCAGGCUCUCGGUAGUCACGCUCCCGUAGUUUCGACGAAGAUCCUCGGCGAUCCUGUGGAGCUCGACAGGCACCUGGUCGAAAAUGGGUAUGCGGAGGCGUUGGGUCCGCCCCCGGUCACGUUCAACCCCUACGUCUACGCCGGACAACCUACAGAGUUGCACCUUCACUCUAUAUCUGGAAUCGUGGAUGUGGUCAAAAAUCCGCUUCCCAUCGGUCGACUUCCCGACGUACCGCCCACUAUUCCCGAAAACUGUCCGAAAGCGCAGCCUGCCAACUCUGAGCUACCGGAGACUGAAACCUUUACCGUUGUACUGAUGAAAGAUGAUCUCGGACUCGGUAUUACAGUAGCUGGAUAUGUUUGUGAGAGAGAAGAAAUAUCCGGAAUUUUCGUAAAGAGUGUAAGCGAAGGAAGUGCCGCCGACUUGACCAAAACUAUAAAAAUCAACGACAGAAUAGUGGAGGUCAACGGUUUAUCUGUAAUAGGAUACACGAAUCAUGAAGCCGUCGAGCUGUUGAGAAAUACCGGUCCGAUGGUUAAUAUAAAAUUCGAACGAUAUCUCAGGGGUCCCAAGUACGAGAGGCUGCAGCAAGCGAUCAAAGCGAACGAGCUUCGACCUCCAUCACCCUCCUCACCCACAGCGUCUUCGCUGCCAAAAGUGCCGCUCAGUUUAGUGCAUAUGAGUCACUUGGGAAUCGAACCAGAAGGAGAGUCUCGCACAAGUAUAGAUUUCGAUUCUGCCGUGCUGUUGGAUAACGACGAAGAGGAAAUCGUAAUCGGGGGACGAAAAUCGCUUGACUUCAGCAUCUCUAGCCGCGAAUCGAUAUACGAAAAGUGGCGGUGUAAAUUUCCAGAAGACGUUCGUAUUGUCAUUGCCCAAAUGCAUAAAGGGGAAAACAACGGUCUAGGUAUAAGUCUGGAGGGCACCGUGGACGUAGAAGACGGCACGGAAGUCAGACCGCACCAUUACAUACGAAACAUUCUUCCCGACGGUCCCGUCGGAAUCUGCGGAGUGCUGCAAUCUGGCGACGAAUUAGUGGAGGUGAACGGUAUUCAGCUUUUAGGUCUGAACCACUUGCAAGUGGUAUCGAUCUUGAGGCAACUGCCAUCUUUCGUUAGUUUAGUAUGUGCGCGGUAUCCGAUUCCUAUGAGGGUGAUCGAUACUUCCCAACACCCACAAGCCUUCCAAGCGCGGAAAAUACUGGCCGGUAGUUUGCAGAAUCUGAUACAGCCCGCAGACCAGAAUUUUUUAGUAAAAGCAAAAUCGGAAAUAUCUAUAGUGUCCAGCGUCGGUAGUGAGGCCUGCACGACGAACAGAUCUAGGUCCCUGGAGAUUAUUGCCGGAUUACCCAUGUGGUGUGAAGAACCGAUCACUAUAGAAUUGAACAAAGGCGAACACGGCUUGGGAUUUUCCAUUUUAGAUUAUCAGGAUCCGUUGGAUUCCGACAAAACUGUGAUAGUUAUCCGAUCGUUGAUACCUGGCGGAGUAGCUCAAACCGAUGGUCGGCUAAUACCAGGCGAUAGACUUUUGGGGGUUAACGAUUUCAACCUUGAACAUGCCGGUCUUGACGUUGCAGUCCAAGUCCUGAAGGGAGCGCCCAAAGGCAUCGUCAAAAUUCUCGUGGCCAAACCCAUAAACGGAGGGGAGACAAUAUCUCAUGCUAGUCAGGACACUGAGGAAGAUAACACGUGCCUGGACGAUUUUCAAGAAUGCAUCGAAGAAUUCCAGGAGUGUCUUGAUGCCGUGCACAUCUGCAUCGACGACGAUUACUCGUUCAAUCAUUCAUCUUGCACAUCGCGAGCGGAGGAUCUCGGCCAAAAAAACGAUUUCGUAGAUAGUGCGCGCCUGAAUACCAAAGACAGGGAUAGUAACGCGUGCGACAGUGACCAAGACGCGAGUUUUAAAAGUACAAACGACGUUUCAGACAGAGCUAAACCGAACGACGACGAAACUAUUUUAACUAAUAGUGUCAAUAAAUUAACCAAAAGCAAAAAUCUAACUUCUUCGGACUGGGACGGUUACGAAACAUGUCCGAACGAAGAACAUUUUGGCAUAAGAGAUUCACCGCGGAUAACCGAAGUACAAAUAAAUGUAGUCGAUAGGGGGCGUUCUAGACCCGACGAUUUAACUCCGACCAAUUCUAGGUUAAAUUUGACUAGCCAAAUUCACAAAGACUUAUCUAAACCGCGUGCCAAAGACGUAAUUUCGGAGCCUUGUUUACACGAAAAAUACGUCCGUUAUACUGGACGCGUUUGCUUAGCUUCGACUCUUGAAGACGAUUUCAAAUUGUACGAUAACCGGGAUGAGUUUUUUCUAAUCCAGUAUCCGAGCGACGAUGGAACGACGGCCGAUGAGGUUUGCAAGAGUCUGAGCGUGCCGAAUGUUCUCGAAACCUACGAGAUACCUGUCACCGGAAAAUUAACAUAUAAACUGCGGGAAUACUACAACGAUUACGAAAACUGCCUCGAUUCGUGCGCGGGAUGCGACGAAAUGAGCGAUUCUCAGAUUUUCAACGAGAUAUUUUUGCCUUUUAAGAGCAAAUCGGCGCCGGACGUCACAUACGGGUCUUUCGUUACAUUAACUUACGAUCCAGGGCCCGGUCACGCUAGGAGAAAGUCCGCUUUCGUUGCGGGAUAUCCCUAUGAUGAAAGUGAGAUGACAGUAAUACGGCAAAUCGAACCGGAUUAUGGAACCAUGAAAGACCACGAACCAGAUAGCCAAUUGAAUCGGCAUUUUGGCCCAACACAUACGGUCAAAGUUUUUAGAGAACCUGGACGGAGUUUAGGGAUUAGCAUUGUUGGAGGAAAGGUGGAUAUAGAGCACUCGGAUAAUUCGACUGACCCACUACUGGGAAUAUUUGUGAAAAACGUUUUACCAAACAGUCCUGCUGGAAAAACCGGCCAAUUUCAGGUCGGCGAUAGAAUAUUAGAAGUUGGUGGAAUUAAUUUGCGGCAUGCCAGUCACGAAAAAGCGGUUGAAGCAAUAAAGAAUGCACCCGAUCCAGUAGAGUUUUUCGUUCAAUCACUUAUACCUUGGGACAAAUCGCAAUCUCGUCUGAUUAACGACAGAGGAAUUAUUGAAACGCCAAGGCCACCGGAUCUACCGAGCAACGAAAUUGUCGAGAAUCAUGACGAAACUAACGUUCGGAUUAUGGAAAAUGUCGUUCCUGGUUCAAAAACAUUACAGGAUUCCACGGGACUUGCUCAAUCGCCUUUGCCAAAUCAACACUCGCCAGAAUACAUUAAAAAAACUGUAACAAUUAAAGAACCGGACGAAGAAGUGGACGGUAAGGAGAGCCCGGAAACUUUAACGCAAAAAGAUGCCACAGCGGAGGAAUCCGCGAGCAGUGAUGACGAUUAUGACGAUGACAUUGGGAAUACGGAGCUGGAGGGAAGAACGCUAUCGGCGAAAGGCCAACAGAUUGACCGUGCCAGCGCUGGAAAUGUGAAACGAACCAAGGAAGAAAUCUGCGAAGACUUGGAAGACGAAGAUGAUUUUGGAUAUACGAUGCAUAAAGUGAAAAAAAAAUACAGCAACCUGGGGCACACGAUACUGAUAGUGCAGUUGGAACGCGGGACUCACGGCGGUCUUGGAUUGAGCUUGGCUGGCCACAAGGACCGCAAUUGCAUGGCUGUCUUUGUAUGUGGUCUGAAUCCUAACGGGGCUGCCUUCAAGACAGGCUCCAUACAAAUUGGCGAUGAAAUACUUGAGGUGAACGGCGUCGUGUUGCACGGCCGAUGUCACCUAAACGCUUCUGCCAUUAUUAAAAGUUUAUCCGGACCAGUUUUUAAAGUGAUUAUCUUAAGGCGGAAAACUGCUAUCGAUGACAUUGCCGUUAAACCAAUCACCCAGUUUCCUAUUUCAUUGGCAGAGGAGACUUCCGAAGAGCAUUUCAGCGCCAGCUAUCCAAACGUCCGCACUGUCGCUGUCAAAAAGCAGGCAAACCAAAGCUUGGGCAUUAUGAUAAUCGAAGGGAAGCAUGCAAAAGUCGGACAAGGUAUCUUUAUAUCAGACAUACAGGAAGGCAGUUCUGCGGAAAAGGCUGGCCUUGAAAUUGGAGAAAUGAUCCUGGCUGUCAAUAAAGAUUCGUUAGUCGGCGCUAGCUAUGAUACGGCUGCCACUUUAUUAAGAAGGACAGAGGGAUUGGUAACUCUGGUGGUAUCUAAUCCCAGCGCAAAAGAUACUUCCAGAUCGGUAACCCCCGUGCCCACCACACCAACUCCCGCCCUUCAGACCAACGAUGUUGUUGAUUUGAGGAAUCAUCAUACCCCACGAUCUGCUUUAAAAGUGACCGCUCCAUCUCGUUCGCCCACGCCCAUACCCGAACCACCUCCCGACCCCCUAACGGCUUCCAUUGUUCCCGGCAAGGAAACUAGUAUCGAAAUAAAUACCGAAAAUAAAACUCUGGGGGUUGUAUUCGUAGGCGGCAAAGACACCGCAGUCACCGAAGGAAUAAUCCUGACAGAUAUAUACCCCGGGGGCGCGGCACACAAGGACGGAAGAUUGCAACCCGGCGAUCAAGUCUUGGACGUGAACGGCACAUCCUUGAAGGACGUCACCAAUAUCAUCGCGUCUCAAUCAUUGAGACAAACACUGCCAAAGAUGAAGCUUCUCGUAUAUAGACCGAUGAAGGUACAAUUCAUACCUGUGGAAAUAGAUUUGGUUAAGAAACCAGGAAAGGGCCUAGGGAUAAGCGUUAUGGCCUUGAAGUCCAAAAAGGGAGUGUUCAUUUCGGAUAUCAUCGCCGGAGGUGCAGCCGAAGCAGACGGUCGAAUAUCAAUCGGCGAUCUGCUGACUUCGGUCAAUGGGCAAACCGUGGAAGGCGCGUCGACGGAGGAAGCCGGAGCCAUAUUAAAGACGGCCGUGGGAAAAGUGUCGAUUAAACUAAAUAGAUAUAAAGUUAGUAUAAGUAAAUAAAUACGGUGAUGUUGAACAAUGUAAGUUGUGGGUGAUCAACUUAUCUUUUUCUUUCGACCGUUAGGCAAAGAACGAGAGGAACGUGUGAUAUUUCCAUGAUAUUUUCAAUCACGAUUUACCGUUUUCAUCGGCGCUUCAAAAUACUCACGGCCGAGUGAGAUACCGUUAUUAUCUUCUCAGAUAUACCCGUGUUACACCUGUGACAGAAAAAUGUACACAUCGCAUUCUCAGGCGACACGCGUCACGUGUAUACGGCCAUUUUGAACAUUUCAAUUUGAGCGUAAACGAUUAUAGCAUGUGUAGGAACCGCAAGAACUGCUGGGUUCAAAUCCUACUGAAGACAAAAUUUUUACAAAAAAAUAAAACUAACCCAACAUCAACGUCGUUUGUGUUAAAGAUGUUUCUUAUUUAACUUAGGACGUUGCAUAUUAGUUCACUUCGUUUUGCGUAAACUAAAAAUGGCGCUAUCAUAUACCCUAUGCAAUAAAAAAUUGUGACCUUGAUCUAGUCAUAGCGACAAAAGUGACCAACAUAAUUCGAUAUUCCAUUUUCAGAGAAAUAUAUAAAUAGACACUCCCAAGAAACAAGGUUUUUCACUUCCGAAGUUUUCCCUCUGUGGUAGAUCAAGGGUCAUAAUGUUUUAAUUGAGGUUUAAACGCAUACAGUAUUUCGCCUGAACCAUUUGAGAAAGUAUUGAAAAUUUACACUGAGCAAGAGUGUCAAUUUUCAGUAAAAUAAACGUUCUCGCGAUUAAAAAAAGUGUAGGGAACUAUUUUAAUGUAAUUUAAAUAUAAAUUAUAUAUAGGAGACCAAAAUUAUUGUUAUUGCCUAUUUAAAUUGCAAAAACGAUUAAACUGCUGUUAAACUAAACUCAAAACCAAUAAAAAAAAAACAUAUUUUGGAAAUUACAUUGCUAAUCAAAAACAUGUUUACCAAAAGGUUCUGAAGCUCUAAGAUUUCAAGAUUAAAAAUAUUUUUAACAGAACAUUUAACGUCGCCACCAAAUUGGCCAUUAAAAAUAGCAAGGAGGAGGAGCGUCCAUUCGAAUCCAGAAAUCUCUACUUUUGGAAUAAAAUGCUGUCCUAAAAUUUUUAUUAGUUUCACUCAAAUCGCGCACUCACUGGACCCAACUCAACAUAAAAAAACUUCAUUGUCCCUUGGGUACUAAACGUCGCAAAUAAAAUAGCAACAAUAAUCACUGGCUAAAGGUUUUCAAAAUAACUUCACAUCUGAUUAUUCAUUUGAAAUUAUUAACCUCAGAAUUUUUAAUUAAGAAAUAGUAAAGAGGCACUGAAAAUGAAUCACCACGUUUAACAUUCACAAGUCGAAAACCUGGGGAGCAGCAAUGUUUAAUUAAUUUUUUCAGCUCAAGUGUUAUAAUCCCCAAUUUCCAAAGUUUUUAAUUCCAUUUUAUGUCAUAACUCGAAAAUAAGUUGAUGAAUCCAAAACUGACCAAAUAUUAAUACUCUUUCUGAUCAAAAUUUACUCAAAAUAAUUAAAAUGUCAUAAAAAUUCGAUAGGCAAGCAUUUGAAACAAUUACCCCUUUUAAGAAAAGAAAAACGGAUAGAGCCACUCCCAUUUAUAUGUGCUGUGUGUAUAUGAUAACUAACGAUGUAAAAUUGUUAAACUUAACGAAAUACCAAAUAGUAAAAUUGUUGACCUAAAAAUAUAUUUUAAAAACUAUUUUUCAUUGUUGACAUGUGUAUAACAGAUAAGUCUAAUUAGACAUUUACAUUGAUUUAGAUGUCGCAUUUACUUUUAGAUAAUGUAAUUAAAUACACAGAUAUAUAAUUUUAAAGUUGUUUAUACAUCUUUUAUCUAGUCAAAUUUACUCUUAAGUACUUAUUAGGUUGAGAAAAAUGUAUAUUAAGUGAAUAGACUCCACCAGCUUAAAAUGUGAUAAAUAUAUUAGCUUAAUAAAUUGAUUAGUAAAUUUGGCUUUUUUUUUAUUGGUCUUUUCGCAGUCUGCAAAGUAUGGAAUCAUUGUUUUAAGUUUUAAAAACUAAUAUAUUCUAAUUACUUCUUUUUCACCAACAAUUAAGGGAGUAUUAAAAAUACAUACAGAAUAAAAUUUGUAUUGCUAAUCAUUUAUAAACAGAUAAUCUUGUUUUUUUUUAUAUACAAGCAACUUUAGGUUUGGUUAGGUGUUAGGUUAGUAUUAUUUAAAUUUUUUAAUUAUUUUUAAACAGCCAACCUAUAUUAAUGGAUAUUUCGAAUAUGUGUGAAGUUUUGAUCAAAUUUUGUGUGUGUCCUAUAAUUGUCUAAAGUUUAGUAUUUUAAUUUUGACAGAGUUACCAGAUUUCAAGGCAGUCAGCAGUAUUGUGAUUUUUUAAAUUUAAAAAACCAGCAAGUAAGUGGUAAAACUAAUUACUUUUUACAAAGCUUCUGAAUUCCUCCUGCGGCGGUUUUUGUUGAAUCGAACUUGCUAACAUUUUGCCAAUUAUCCUGUUGGCUUGCUAACGUUUCGGAAAUCAUCCUGUUGGCUUCUUCAGAGCUUGAAUGCAACAGUUUUAGUCAAGCUCUCAAGAAGCCAAGAAAAUGAUUGGAUAAACGUUAGCAAGUUCUACUCAGCAAAAACCGAUGGAAGUUUCUUUUAAAAGGUAAAAUUAAUUAUUGUAAAGCUUUAUCCUUUUCUAACUAGUAAAACAAAUAACUACUUUUUUAUCUUUAGGCAAUUCGUGAGGCGUAUAAGUUUUAUAAUAUCAAUUAUUCCUGCAAAGCAGCGUUUAUUAAUCUGUUAUGACAAGGUCAGUGAAUUAUUAUAAAUAAUCGCUUCAUUUGAAUAUUAACUAACAAAUAAUAAGCUAAAUAACCAUUGCAAUUUACAGU